GAGAGAGGUGUGACUCUUCCACUCAGACCGAGAAGCUUCUCCUCCGUCUUCCUCUUCUUCUUCAACCUCUCCUCAAUCAAUCCGCUGAUCAGCUGAAUCGAUCAGCCGACACGUCUGAGUCGACUGACUGAUCGAUUUGAGGCCCGGUCGACUCUUCCUUGGUCCGUUCGAGGUUUUGAUCGGUGGAUUAUACCGGGGAACCUGACUGAUUGAUUGACUGACUGAUUGAUUGAUUGGUCGCUUGAGUGGCUGAUCGAUGAGCGCGGGCGGCGGAGGGGAGGUGGUGUGUGAAGGCUGGCUCCGAAAAUCACCGCCGGAGAAAAAACUGCGACGUUAUGCAUGGAAGCGGCGUUGGUUCGUGCUGCGUAGCGGCCGGAUGAGCGGCGAGCCGGAUGUCCUGCAGUACUACAAACACCAGCAGGCCCGCCGGCCAAUCAGAACCAUCAACCUGGACCUGUGUGAGCAGGUGGAUGCCGGCUUGUCCUUCACCAAGAAGGAGCUGGAGUGCAGCUUCGUGUUCGACCUGCGCACCGAGGAGCGGGUCUGGUACCUGGUGGCCGAGUCCGAGGACGACAUGAACCGCUGGGUCUCCUCCAUCUGCCUGCUGUGCGGCUUCAACCCCACCGAGCAGGUCCCAGACAAAUUUCCUGUCGCUGCUGCUUCCUCCUCCGUUACACGACACAACCCCACCGCCGCCGCCACGAUGACCGGGUCGGUCCCGGCUCCUUACGACCCGGUGAGCGUGCGGCACCUGGAGCCCAACAGCACCACAGAAGAAGACUACCUGUGGCUGUCGCACUGCCAGAGCCACACCAGGCCUCUUCUUGGUUCCUCCAGCUCCUUGGAAACUGAUUACAACGACAACAUCUCCUGCUUCCCCGUAUCCAUGUCCUCCUCCUCCUCUUCCUCCUCACCUUCCUCUUUUGCCAAUGGCCUCCACCCGCCUCCUUCCUCUUCCUCCUCCUCCUCCUCUUCCUCCGGCUUUAAGAACGCCGCUUGGAACGCCACUGCGGUGACGAGCCCUCUCAGCCAGUCGCUGGAUGCCAGCGUGACCUCUGACCUCCAGAGGAGGGGGGCGGGCCGGCCUCGCUGUCACCCCUCCCCCCACCCCAGGAAGCACUCCCUGGACUUCCAGCUGCGUCCCGUGGCGAUGCCUCUCGCCGGCGACGCACCUGUGCCCGCACAGGCACAGGCAUACACCAACAGCGGCUACCAGAUCCCGCGUUCAGCCUCGAGCCCGAAGCCACGCCCCCCUUGCCACCCCUCCUCCACCCCCAGUGUGGAGACCCUGACACCGGCGGAGCUGCACGCCUCCACCCCGACUCCUCCUCCGCGGCCGCCCAAGCCCCCAGCUGUCACAGCCCAAGGAGAGAGCUCGACUCUGGGCACAGGGUCGGCCACGCUCCCUUGGUCCUCUGCAGAGCCGGAGAGGAGGGAUGGAGGGAUGGAGGGAGGAGGAGGAGGAGGAGGAGGAGCAGGAGGAAGAGGAGCAGGGAUGGCAGUGCCAAGGAGCAACACUGUUACUGUCCCAGGACGAAUGUACCCAGGUGCCGAGUGUGUUCACGUCCCCAAGUCUCUGUCCGACAGAGCCAGCAUGUUCGAGUUCAGCGACAGCUUCAACAGCUACUUUUUUAAUAAAGGCAUGGUUCCUCUGGGUAGCGUUUGCUCUGAAGACGACGACGUGGAUGAAAACUACGUUCCCAUGAGCGCCGCCACCACCGAGCCUCCCCUGGCAACAAGGGUCCCUCCACCCCCUCCCUCGGUGACCUCUGACCCCGCCACCCAGCUCCAGGACCCCAACUACGUCGCCAUGACCCCCCUUCCUCCUCUGCCCGCCCCCACCUUCACCUCCGCGGAGCUGGCCUCCCUGGGGAGACAGGUGCCCCCUCCUGCCCAUCUGGGCUUCCGUAACUCCCCCCUUGACUCCCGUCGCUCCCGUGACUCCGCCCCUCCGCAGGAACCCCGCGACGCUGCAGGUGGAGGGGAGGUCCAGGCCCAGCCCCCCCCAAUCCACCGCAACCUGAAGCCACAGCACAAAGGGGUCUGUGCUGACAGAACGGACUGCCAGACCACCGGGGAGCCGCCACAGAAACCCAGAGUUAAACCGGCGCCUCUCGACAUCACGCCAGCGCAGGACUGGCAGGAAGUCCCGCCCCCCAUCCGCUCGCCUGUCACUCGAACCUUCACACGAGAUCCAUCCAGCCGCCCAUCAGUCCGACGAAGCUCCGCCCACAGCUCCUCCCCCUCCUCUGACUCAGACGACCCCGAUGAAAACUACGUUCCCAUGACGACGUCCGGCCUCAGCUGCAGCGCCGGCGAGCAGUCUCUGCGGCUGCUGCUGCAUCGGGCCUCAGAGGGCGGAGCCAGCUGCAGCCCGUUGCUACGGCGAUCCAGAGGAGGCAAACAGGUGGAGUACCUGGACCUGGACCUGCACACGGGGCGAGCGACAACCGCAAAGAGGACAGCACAGGGCAGGACCAGUGACGGCGGGGGCGAGGAGCGUGCACGUGGGGAGCGUGCACGUGUGGACUACGUGGUGGUGGACCCCGAGAGAACCAAGGCCCUGAGGAACACCAGGGAAGCAUGGCAUGAUGGGAGAAUGUCCACGGAGAAGGAGAAAUGCUAGACACACACACACACACACACACACCUUUAAAACACACACUCUCACGCACACACGCAUACACACACACAUCAAAGUUAAAUCGUCUCACUGACCUUCAUGUAUUUUUGAGAUGCUGCACUGUCGGUUUAUGAAGUUAUGAACGACACACACACACACACACACACACACACACACACAGAAGGCGGCAGUGGAAACUUUCUCUUGGAGGAAAAGCAGAAGAGAAGCUGCUGUUUGUGUUUUUUUUCUGCACCAACAGAAGAGACGACGACUGUGAUGCUAAAUUUUUUCAUCGAAACAGAAAAUCAAAGCAUCUGUGAGCCAUGGAAAAAAAUGAAUGUGUAAUUUGAUCUGUGUGGAGAAAUUAGGUGAAAAGACAAGAAUAGUGACUAAAACUACAAUACGAGCACAGAAAAUGAAUGUAGAAAAUGCAACAAAAAUGAAAAUAUAUAUGAAUAAAUCAACAAAUCUCUAAAUGUGGAAUAUGACUAAAAUGAUGAAACAUGGAGAAAUGUAAAGUUAAAAAAGCAGAAAGCUAACAUGUAAACCUUUAAAGAAAAAGUUCUCAGAUUGUAGUUUCAGUUUUACGAAAAAAAAACAAACAAAAACAAACAAAAACAGAGCAGCCACUCGGGAGGCAGAAAUAAUCUGUUCCACCUGCAGGGGGCGACACUGAGGCUGAAACUGGGCUCAACGAGCAGCGGCCAGUUUGGACUUUUCCAGAAAAUCUGUUCUCGAAA
Myripristis murdjan (pinecone soldierfish) is the source of this 3363-nucleotide messenger RNA. RefSeq names its product GRB2-associated-binding protein 1-like. Gene Ontology annotation, cellular component: cytoplasm. Gene Ontology annotation, biological process: signal transduction. The coding region runs from base 257 to 2626 and encodes 789 amino acids. The transcript is spliced from 13 exons. The record is from RefSeq and is a predicted model, not a curated record. NCBI's taxonomy places the organism in Eukaryota, Metazoa, Chordata, Actinopteri, Holocentriformes, Holocentridae. Gene Ontology annotation, molecular function: signaling adaptor activity.